AAGUUGUUUUAUAGUGAUCCCGAGACACAUCCGUACACAACAGUAAACAAACUCCGCCUCAGUCAAUGAACAACUCUACCAUUGUGUCAAGUCUUGUUAGAUUGAAGGCAUACAUGGUGGAUAUGUUCGAAGGUUGAUGGGAGAAAACCACUACAUGACCGUGGUCAAAUAGGAAAUCUUAAACUCUCUUCUCAUAGGAAGAAAUGCCAAAAGUUUGAAAAAGAUGAAUAGAACUGCUAGAACAUAAUUCGUAGUGUGUCACACUUUCAACUACGGUACUGUAUACAGUGAUUUAGAGAGAAACCGGCUCAUAUUGACAACUACAGGACUACACCAAGAUGUCUCGACCAGGAUAUUUGUCAGCCUUCGGAGGUCCUGGAAGUAUGAACUCAAUAUCAUCUGAUUUCUGGUUAGCCAGUCACUUUCCUGGAAUGCAAAUCAAUGGACGUAUGUCAGCUGUGCGCCGAUUCUUCUGCCUUUUUGUGACGUUUGAUUUCCUCUUCACAAGCCUUUUUUGGGCUAUUUGUGUAUUGAUUGAAAAUGAAGGGCAGUAUGCAGCACUUAUAAAAGAGAUCAUACAUUAUAAUAUAAGAUUAUCUAUAUUUGACAUAGUGAUGGCUGCUGCAUCAAGAUUUGUCAUUCUUCUACUUUUCUAUGCAUUGCUACACAUCAAUCACUGGUGGAUGGUUGCCAUAACCACUGCAGGAAGCUGUGCAUUUUUCAUCUGCAAGAGUUUAUUAUACAAGUGGAACAAAAACACAAGUUAUCCAUUUGAAGUGACGCUAGUUCUUCUUUCAUUCUUCAUCGCCUGGAUUGAAGCUUGGUUUGUAGACUUCCGUGUGUUACCACAGGAAGCCAGAGCCAGGUCAGUUCUUGAAGCUGCCAGUAAUUGUGAUCAACUAGAGAAUGCUCCGUUAUUACCUCAUUUGGAAAGAGUUCGAGACUACUUGAGUAAUUAUACUGAAACUGUGGGAGAUUUUUACUCUCCUAUGGAAUCGCCUCUUGGGUCAGAUGAGGAAGACGAAGACUUUGCAGAGAGCAGCCACAGAAAGUUAACUCCUCAAGAGCAAGAAAUACAGGACAGUGGCUAUGAAGCAAUGCAAAAGGCAUGGGAGACAAUCCAUUCCUCUGGUUGGAAAUUAGAAAAAGAGAGUUCCCAUGGUGACACAAUUUACUCCAAAGUUAGCUCCAAAGGCUCCAAAAUAUAUAAACUCAUGGGAGUGAUUGAUAUUGAUGCCACCCUGUUAUUCAAUGAGCUAAUUUACAACUUUGAAAAUAUUCCAAGUUGGAACAAAGCAAUUACCUUGGGCAAAAUUGUACAGACUAUAGACAGUUGCACUGAUGUGGUGUACCAGAUAGCAGCAGAAGGUCCUGGAGGUGUGGUUGCUGCCAGAGAUUUCGUCACUGUGCGUCACUGGAAACAGAUUAAUGACAGCUGGGUGUGUGCAGUUCUCUCUAUAGAAUACAAGGAUGCGCCUCUGCAGAAGAAUUUAGUCCGUGGAGAAAAUGGCCCUGGGUGUUGGGUAUUGAGACCAGCUGAUGAGACACCAAAGAAAUGUUCUUUCCAAUGGCUGUUGGACACAGAUCUCAAAGGAUGGAUUCCUCAGUAUGUUCUUGAUCAGGCACUAACCUAUGCCAUGACUGACUUCAUGAGUUGCCUUCGAAGUUACACUCCAGCUUUCAAAGCAAAGCAUUUGCAAAAGCGGGGAGGUAGAUAACUCUUGUCAUUAGAGAUUAAGUAAUGUAAUAUUAGAUAUUCAAUUAUCUUUACAGUUCAGAAGACACAGUGACAAAUCUUAUAUUUCUUUAAUGUUUAAGCCUUUAUUUCUGUCUGUAAGAAUUCUUAUGAUGUGAUUAUGACAUAACAUUGUGAUACUUGUAGUCUUAUUAUUAUUAUUGUUAUGGUUAUAUCUCACUAUGCCCUGUAUUCAUUUUCAUGCCACGUUGUAAAUAUAAUAUUUUUAGAGCAUAAAGAAAGGCGACUAAAUUAUGCUUUCAAAAGUAACAUCAGGUGAAAUGUUGAUCUUGAGAAUUACAAUAAUAAGAAUAUUUUUAGUACCUAUUUAAGCAAUGUAAAUUCCACCCAAUCCAUCAAAUUUUUCACAUUCAAUUAAGAAAUGUAAAUUGACAAAUAUGCUCUUGUUUUUUUUGCAAUUUAAGAAAAUUCUUAAGGUAAACAGAUAUUUGUUAAAACAUUAUAUCAGAAUUGUAUCUCUGUAGACUUUACUGAUAAGUAAUUUAAACUGGGUAUUUAAAUACAGGGGGUCCCGGAGUUAUGGACAGGUUCCGUUCCUGAGUUCUUAAGUUAAAAAUGUACCCAAGUUGAAACACAUGUUAUGUACACACUGUAUGUACUUACAGAACAGUGUUUAAAAUCCCACUAUAUCAUAACUUAAGUUCUUAUAUAUACAUCUAAAAUCACUUAAUUUAAGAGAAAAAAAGAAUUAGAAUAACAAAAUACUCUAAAUUAAAGUAAAAAAUAAGUCAUCAGGUAAAUAAAGUACUGUAAAUUUAAAGUUUAACCUCAUUUGUAUCAGCAGGCGUUCGUAAGUUGGACGUUCGUAAAUUGGAGACCCCCUGUAGUAAAUAAUAGGGCAAGCUGAAAGCACAGAAUGUGAUGUCAUUUUCACCAAAGGUACAACUUGUUUACCAUUUGCUUAAACAACCUGUGGGGUCUAUACAGUACAGUACUCUACUCCCGUUGAUUGGGUGGGGUCUACUUUAUAUAUUUGUUUUAUCCUGACAAGUGCUCUCAAAAUUUAGAGAUUAUCUUGUUUGUUUAAAAGGAGUUUUGAAAAUGGUUAACUUUGACAGGGCAAACCCAACUUAAGGGAAUUAGUUUGAUUCUCAUUAAAUUUGGCUUCGAAAAAUACAGUAUUUUGGAUUCUGAUUUAGUCUGGUUAAGUGAGAAAGGAAAAAACCAUAAUAAAAGAGAUAUUUUGCUUUGCUCAGAUGUCUCUGCAAUAAUGCAUGUAAAAUUAUAGAUGACUCAGUUGGUAAUACUCUAUUGAAACUAUAAUUUUAUGUAUUUUUUUUAAUAACAGAAAACCUAUAUUUGUUAUAAUUUUUGAAUUCUUGAAAGUUGUGAGUGAGAAUGUGGGAGUUUCAAAUAUAAUUGACAGAUACAAGGAGGUACUGUAUGGUUAUUUUCAUUUUGAUACAAAUAUCAUGUACACCCAGCAUUGCCUUAUGAUCUUGUUUGCUCAUAGAUACUUUACUCAUAUGAUUUAAAAUGUUGCUAGAAAUGUAGAAGCAGAUGUUUAUUUAGAUUUAUCUCUUCUCUUCCAGCACAUUUUUGGAGUAGUUAUUUCUUGUGUAUUGAAUGUCUGAAUUGUAAGAGAAUGUGUUGUUUCUUUAUUUUACCAAUCCAUAUGUGACAGACAUAGGAACCUUACUGGCAGUCAAUUUAUACUGUUUGCAUCAGUACAGUAAUCCCUGGUUAUUUGCUCCUUAGAAUAAUUGUGGGGGCAUUAAAAUACAGUACAGUACUGUAUAGUACUGUAAUUUGAAAUAUCUUAUAUUCAGUAUGUUUGAAAAUUGCAGACAAUUACUGCCGUGUAAACAAAUGCACAUCACGCAGCCAGCUCCCCUCUCAUAUGGUCAAGGCAAUCAUUAUUUGCAGUAAUUUUUGUUGGAUACGUUUGUUUGGUGUGAUUGACUAAGGCCCCAAUGUGAAAAGUUAGUGAAAGUGAAGUGCAUGACACAAAAGUUAAAAGAGAAAAGAAAGUGAUGACAUUAAAGAAGAAAAUUGAGUUAUUACACAAGCUGGUAGAAUAAUUGCUGCUGCUGUUGGCAGAGAACAUGGUGUUAAUGAAUCAGCCGUGUUUCCGUAAUGUCUUGAGAGUAAAUGAGUCAGGAUAUGUGAUACAGCUGCAUGUCCAUGUGAUCAGCUGAUGAAUAUUAAAAAAAAAAUCUAUGAAACUUUAAGGUAAGUUUUAUGUAUAAAAUGCCUUUUAUUUUAUUUAUAUUCAUAUUAUUAUGCAUAAUUUCUGUACAUAAAUGCACCGCUUUUACUCACUGAUGUUGUGUUAGAGCAGUGUAAUACAGGGCCUGACAGCUUCUGCUAGAAGAUGAUAUGCCUGUUUGUGCUGUCAUUUAUUGAGGAUGGGAAAAAUUACAUUUUCAUCAGCUUAUGGACUGUCUUCAUUUGAUAUUUAUUUGUUAAACCUUUAAAAAAUUCUUGCCAUCAUUUAUUUUAUUUUCAAUUGCUUUCGUAAGAUCUCCAAAUGCUGAUCAUAUCUUGGUAGCCUUCUCAUCACUAGGGGCACUUUAAAUAUACUGUAGAAAAUUAUUGCACAUUGAUUUUGUUGCCUUUUAUUUGCACAUGGAGAUAUAGAUAGCAAGAAUAUUGUAAGGGUCACAACAUUUUAAGUAAGUGAAAAUUAUACAAAUGUAGAUACUGUAAUUACAAUACUUUAGUCCUUUAAAGGAUUAUAAUUUUGAAGUGAGAAUGUAUGGGAAUGCUAAAUUGUAUAGGUUCAAGAUUGUGGCUGGAGAAAUGAACGAUAAGUGAUUGAGACCUUCAUCAAGGAAUUGGUCCUGGAUUUUUAGCACCUUCUAUUUUAUGUAACUUCCUUUUCUUUGAAACAUCAUCUCUUACAAAAUACUUACCAUUUGAUGCUUUAUAUAACAUAUUGCUUUCAAUAGAGAACCCAGUAUAAAUCAAGAACAGGGAUAUCAGAUCACAGAGGUGAUGGUGGUGAGUAGAAUGUAAGGUUGUGUUUUAGUAAACUAAGAAUAAAGGAUUUAUGUGGAUGAAGCAUGUGCAGUAUUUUUAAAAAUGAGAUGGUAAUUUUUAAAUAAUGGAUAAACAAAAACUUAUUUUGCAUUAUUUUUGGGUUUUGAAAAGACUUGGAGAAGAACUCUUGAAUGUUUUGAGAAAAUAUAUACGUAUACAGUACAGUAUAUAUAAUGGUGGGGAGGAAUGAGGAAAACCUGGGGUAUUGAACAAAGAAGGUGAGGAGCAAUUCAGGAUGAACUAGGAAAUAUUUAUAUUUAAGGUUUGAGGAUAGUGUGAGAAGUAUGAAAUUGCUUCCUUUAUGUCCUAAUGCUGUUAAACAUUAAUACAUUAUUACACAUAAAAGUGUAAACUUGGAGUUGAAGAUGGGUCUACAAAUAAUUUUAUGCAACUAUAACAUAUUAUCCCAUUUGCUUUUCGUAAUAUAUAUGGAAUGUAUAAAAAAUGUCCAAACAUACAUUUGAAAUGUUUAAAUUCCACUGUUAUUCUGUAAUUGUAAAUUUCUUUUGGUUAACUGUUAAGUCAUUCCAUGAUUAUCCUGUACAGGGUAUAUUGCAGUGGCCAAUUUUAUGAUCUGACAAUGCUUUGACUGAAGCCAGUUACCCUCCCUCAUCCCUCCCCUGCGAGAACUCACUCCAUCUUGGUCUCCAAUUACCUAAUCUUUUCAAACCCACAUUAAAACAAUGAUUUUAUUCUGGUAUGUUUCUAGAGUAAAAUUUUCAUCUUAA
Messenger RNA from Homarus americanus (American lobster), 5466 nucleotides. RefSeq names its product steroidogenic acute regulatory protein-like (gene Start1). The transcript has 14 exons. NCBI's taxonomy places the organism in Eukaryota, Metazoa, Arthropoda, Malacostraca, Decapoda, Nephropidae. Gene Ontology annotation, molecular function: lipid binding. Bases 339 to 1718 code for a protein of 459 amino acids. The record is from RefSeq and is a predicted model, not a curated record.